AUGUCUUCCACUAGCGCAGAUAAGCUUCAACCCGUUGGUGGCCGAGUCUUUGCCCCCAUCGACACCUCUGUAAGCUCCAUACACCACUCUCAAGCUCCUGGGAUCGCAGAAUGCUAAUUUCUUGUUUCGCCGGCGAUGGCGCAUACGUAGAAGUCGAUUGGCGAUGGAUUGCUGCAGCUGACCGAUGUCCUCGUCGGUGGCGGCGUUUUCGGGUGAGUCCAUAUCACCAUCCCGCUAUUCUUGUCUUCUAUGUUUCGCAGGCCCCCAACCCGCCAUGCCAAGCCAAGCCACGUCUUCGCAAACGGGAAACCUCGAGCACUCGUGAUCACUGAACCCCGAUUGCUCCUUCCCCAUAGCUACGACUACAACACGUCCUCUACCCUCGAAUCUUCAAUUCCAGAGGAUACGCUCCGCCUCGCUUUCCGUUAUGGUAUUUCCGGAAUUGAUACUUCGCCCUGUACGUAUCUUUUCCGUCUCCUUUGAAGAUCAGUGCGAGGCCCCGGGACAGCAGGGCCUGGCGCCCCACCGGAGCACCGUGCCGUCCUCCCCGACCAGACCUUCGCGCGCCAAAGGACUCUCCCGAAUUCGGCUCCGAGAUCGAUCACUGAUCUCAAUCAAUCUACUCCUCUGCAAUCUACAGACUACACGACCUCCGAGACCGUCAUCGGAAAAGCGCUCGCCAAGCUCGCCCCCGAGUUCCCUCGUUCGUCGUACCAACUUAUCACCAAAACCGGUCGCUACGGCCGAACAAAAGCCGAUUUUGACUACUCGCCUGAACGCGUACGUCAAUCCGUCGCCAAGUCUUGCGAGUUGAUGGGCACGGAUUAUCUCGAUGCUGUUUACUGUCAUGAUGUCGAGUUUGUUAGUGAACAAGUCGGGGAAGCUGGAUCGGAUGGCUGGACGGUGGAUUCAGAGGGUAAGAUUAGGAAGGAGGAUUUGGAUAAGUGGGGGCUUGCGGAGGGGGACGAAGGCACGAUUCGAGGCCCCGGUGAUGAAAAGGUCUUGGGCGCGUUGAAGGCGUUGUUCGAAUUGAAAAAGGAAGGAAAGAUUCGUGCCAUUGGCUUCAGUGGUGAGUGAUCUCUUACUGUCUUCGUCAAGAGAAUCGCCCGAUCCCUGACCCAGUGUCGUCUGGCCCCUAUCAGGUUACCCCUUGCCGACGCUCCUUCGUCUUGCGCGACUGUCGGCUGCCAAGCUGCAACCCAUCGAUAUCAUGCAAUCGUACUGUCACCACACUGUACGUGCAUCAUAUUCCACAUGCGCUCAUAGAAGGAAGCAUUCGCACUGACCUUUCCCGAACUCACUCCCCCAGCUCCAAAACACGACCCUGACGACUUUCCUCCCUCUUUUCUACGCCGCCGGCGUAAAGCAGGUCGUUUCCGCCUCUCCGCUCUCGAUGGGACUCCUCCGCGGUGCCGGAAGUCCCGAAUGGCACCCCGCUUCACCUGAGCUCCAACAAGCGACCAAGGAUGCGGUCGCGGCGAUGAAGGAGGAGGGUGUCGAAUUGGCCGACGUCGCUUUGGGGUAUGGAUUGGCUUCGGCGAAUUUGGAUGCGAGCGUCGGAAGACCUACACCUACUGUUGCUGGAUUUUCGUAGGUCUCAUAAAUCCCAUCAGUUGCCUCGUGACAGUUGUCUGGACUGACUCUUUUACCCUUUUGCAGCACCCCCGAAGAGGUUCACGCCACGAUGCGCGUCUACAACGCCGUUUACGGUGCGCAAGGCGAAUCCCGCGCCGGCCGUCUCCCUGGCCAAGGGUUGCAGAGUGAGGCGAACCAGAAGCAACGUGCUUUGGAGAAGCAGUGCUAUGACAUCUUCCAGAAGAGCAAGACGUUGAAUUGGGGGUGGGCGUCCGGGAGGGAUUAG
Messenger RNA from Microbotryum saponariae, 1861 nucleotides. Lineage: Eukaryota; Fungi; Basidiomycota; Microbotryomycetes; Microbotryales; Microbotryaceae. The record is from the annotation of a GenBank genome assembly.